Diabrotica virgifera virgifera (western corn rootworm) is the source of this 9608-nucleotide messenger RNA. RefSeq lists its product as uncharacterized. The transcript has 6 exons. The coding region runs from base 251 to 1183 and encodes 310 amino acids. The record is from RefSeq and is a predicted model, not a curated record. NCBI's taxonomy places the organism in Eukaryota, Metazoa, Arthropoda, Insecta, Coleoptera, Chrysomelidae.
AAAGGUUCAGCGAACGACGAACUCGUUGUAGGCCAGAGUGGUCUUCUUGCGUUUCUCUCGGUUUACAACUCUUCGCGGAUAAAUCGAAAAUGCCAAACAAUAGACAAAAGUGCGGAUAAACUUAGAUAUUAUUUCAAAUACUUCCCGAUUAUAUAUAUGAUUUGUUGACGUUUUAGUUGGACUUAAAAACAAAAUUAAUAUACAAGAAAAGCUCGGUUUUGUAGUAAUAAACAAGACUUAGUGUUUUACAAUGGCAAGUUUUGAAUUUUGCGUGUACUAUUCAAUUUGGUUUUUGGCAUCUUUGGUCAUGGCCAACGAAGACGUUGUAAGUGUUAAUAAACCAAUAGUUAAAUCUGUCAAGUCUUGGCAUUUUUCUGCAGAAUAUGUUCGGUGUUUCUGCAACUUACCUUCAUGUAUAUUGACUGGAUAUAUGUGUAAAUCAAGUGGUGGGGGCUGCUUUUCUGAUGUAAUUGUCCCUGGAAAUGAUGACAAAGGACGACACGGAUGCUUAGAAUUUCUGGAAGAAAAAUACAGAUGUCACGGAAAGAGCGGCAUCAAUGAAAGGACAACAAUUAGAAGAAAAGAAAACUCAAAAUCCCACUUGAUGUGUUGCCACCACGACAUGUGCAAUCACAUAGAAAGUCCUCAAACAUUAAAUAUCAUCAAUAAUACAUUAUUAGAUGAUCAGUCAGCAGAAGAAACAGAAAUCAAAUAUCCGCAGAGACAAGAGCCUGUAUUAUAUUCUGAUUCAGAAGUAUGGUUUAGGGCAGCCACCAUAGCCGUUCCUAUAUGUGGUGCCGUCAUUUUAUUUGUUCUUAUCGCUUUAGCUGUCAAAAUCCUAAAAAGCGAACAUCAAAAUUCUGUGAUUAACAAAUUAGGACCAGCGUACUAUGUUCAACCCAUUCAACAAAAGAACGCCAAAGAUAAAUGUAACCAAGAAAAUUUCCAUCUAACUUACGACAAUCUCCUUCGGAAAGAUUAUAUAGCACCACCGCACCAUAACUUCUUCUGCGCACACGCCGAAGAAUAUAAGGGACAGUUCCGAGAACCUUUAAUUCAAAGCGAGUGUAGUACUAGUGAAGAUAAAAAUAUUAAUCAUACAAGGUAUAAUCUCGUGAAUUACGAGGAUUCAGGCAAAUCCAUAAUUCUGGAAAUAGAGAAAGAAAACGUUCCUCGUUCUUAAAUCAGCUGAGAUUUUAAUUCAGGCGUAUAAUUUUCUACGGAAAAGAUAUUCUUAACAUAGAUUCUUAUGUUGUCUUGAAAAAGACUGACGAUUUUUAAAUCACUGUACUUAUAUGUAAGUUUUCUCUCGAAGAAAUAAUACAUUUCGACCGAUUUAACGAAUCAUAUUAUAAUUUAAAUUUUUACAUAACCGUUGAAUUAUUGUGAUAGUAUACUAAUGAAAGCAUUCGGCAGGUCUAAAAUGAUUUGCUUAGUAUAGGUAAUGGAUUUUGACAAGAGUAUGGUGUUAAAAAUUUCACGUAAACUUGUGUACUAAAUCGACAUUACUCAUAGCUCUUUUCAAAAUCCAAUACGUCUAGAAUCAAAAACUUAUCCCAUAUGGAGCUCUUUACUGCUAGCUCGUAUGAUUUAAAGACAAAGGAAAGAUGGUUUCGUUUAAUAGUAAUAUUCUAAUAUACUCUUACGAAAAUGUAUGAUUCGUUAAAUGUAAGGCUGUGAAAAUAAUGUGUAAUGUAAGGGUUUCUGUAUUAUCAUAGGUUUUGUAAAAAAUAUUGCAUCCAUCCGAGCUACUAGAAGAAGAGAUUGAAUUACUCAAAUCAUGAGAUAAGAACACGAACAAAAGAAGAACAAAUCAUAGAAAAAAGAGAAAAUCGAAUUAUAAAGACAAUAUUAAAGGGGCCAUAAUAGUAUCUAACUUAUAUAAAAUUUGAUGGAUUGGAAUAAGUCUACCCAACAUAGAGAGCUACUUUAUGAGAGCCAAUGUACCAGUAUUUUCAGAAAACUAGCAUUAAUAUCGAAAAAAUAUCUUCUUAGAGUGUGAUGUUGGCACCACGGUAUGGAAACAUCUGAGGCAGGUGUGAUAUUUAGAACUUCUUUCAGUCUCCCUCAGUUCUUUCUAUCUGUCUCUGACUUGCAUCCAAUUAUCGCUGAAAUGCUUCAGGUCGUCAGUUCAUCUGGUUGUUAGGCGGUCUCUAUAGCGUAGUGCUUCUUGUCUUGGCCUCCACUCGACAAUUCGCUAUGUGCAAGUAUUUGGAGGGGAGACUAGAAACGAUCGUGCGCGAGUAGCGGAGAAAUCUUGCAAUUUUCUUAACAUAUUUCUUAAAUAAUUCAUAUUGUCAAUUGAAAUUGUCAUAGACAUAUUUCAUACCUACUGUCAUUGAAGAAAAUGGGAUUUCGCAAAUGCUGUGUUUUAAAUUGUAAAAAUUACCGCUGUGUCUAGGUACACGCUAACGUGUACGCAAAUAAAAUAGUUACACGUGAAUUAAACUUCAUCAAGCCAGUGACGUCAUUAUUUAGCAUGCGCAGUGACUAUAUAUUUUGGUACACGCUAUUUUGAUAUGUUUAGUGUUUGUUUGAUAGAAUAAUAUUUGUUUUAAGGGAAUGGAAAGGGAAGCAGAACUAUUCAGAUGUUUUAAACUUAAUUGUAAUAAUUCAAUGUGUAUAUAAAAGUAUAUAUUCAGGUUAGCAAAAUAAAUAUUUAGUCGACGUAACAUGUACAAAAUACUGUUAAAAUAAUUUUCAUACGUAAGUUAAUUAUACCAGUUUAUAAACCAAUGCUGUUGUGUUUAUUUCUUUUAUACAGGGAGUUGAACUUGUUACGAUUUUCAUAGAAAAUUGGUUAUAACUUUGUAAAUACCCUGUAUAACAUAAUAAACAUUUAUAUUUUUGUGAUGGGGAAGUUACGAAGAUUUCGAACAUAAAAUAAAAUAUACGGUGUUCCAUUUUAAAAAACCAUAAGUUUGGUUUGCCACUAUGUUAUCGAACACCAGUGGUGUCAUGGCAAAAUUAGCAGUGCGGGAACGCAGUGCCGGAACGCAUUGCUAAUUUUUGUUUACAAAACCUAAAUUCUCUAUUAUUUUUUUUUCUUUUCUUAACCAGUGCGGGAACGGCGUUCCCACGCGUUCCCACACCAUGACACCACUGUCGAACACCCUGUAACUUUCUAACUAAUUUUGUAAUACGAAGCUCAAAGUUUGCUACAGUUUUUGUUACUAACUUUUAUUGCUAUCUAUUACUAUAGCGGAUAUACUGAGCUUUAUCACACUAAUCAAUCGCCCUGUAUAUCUUAAUACUUCUGCUACCCUUAAUCACGAAUUUUUGUCUCUUAUCUUUUUCAUACUGUUUUAAAAUAUUGUUAAACUCAUUAAAAGAACUAAAUAAUUGUCCACACUCCAUAGUUAAUUAAAAAAAAAACACUAAACAAAUAAAAAAUAAGAAAACUCUUUACUAUCAAUAUUAAAGUGUAAACACAACACGAUUAGACAAAUUCUAACCUCACUCUGACACUCUCGGUACUUACCACAGCAUACACGCGACUCAAGUUAGCGUGUACUAAAAACUCAGUCACAGUGCACGCUAAAUAGUGACGACACUGACUUAAUGACGUUUAACUCGCGUGUACCUAACUUUUUUAUUUUCGUACAAGUUAGCGUGUACCUAGACACAGCGAAAAAUUAUAUGUUGCUCCACAAUAUUGAUAUGAUCUGCAAUUAUUAAAGUGAAUUUAAUUAAUUGUAUAUUGCUUGUAGUACUGCAUUUUAAUAAUUAAUUUUAUUUACUAAAUACAAUGUUUACCUUUUAAUAACAUAACCUCAACCUUACUUUUUCUUCUUAUUCUUUUUUUCGGCUAUGGCAUUGAUUGACAAUUAUCCAGUAACCAGGACUAAUAUAAUUGGCCAAUAUAAUUAAAGGUGCUAAAAAUGAUUGAUGUCAUCUUUGAUGCUGAUGCUAUGUCCGUCCCUAUGUCACUAGGUGUCGCUCUUCCGAACUUGCACGGUCCCAAGUGCCAAUAGGGCUUUUCAUUCAUUUGUUUCGAGCUUCUGUCGUAUGUUGUAUAAUCCGUGUAUAUUACUAUUAUACAGAGAUUAUACAACAUAUGACAUGAGCUCGAAACAAAUGACAAUCGAUGAAAAGCUAUACGUUUUGUCCAUCGAUUAUCUGAAAAUCAGGCAGGACACGUCUGUCCUGCCUUUUGUUUUUGUUCUACGAUGACAUGUUUUAAUGUCACACAAAAACACAAGUUUUAAUGUCAUACAAAAACACAAGUUUUAAUUCAUUUUUAAUUGUAACUGACAACAAAAGAAGUAAAAAAUAGAAUGCCUAUGAAUCCUAUGAUAACAGAAAUUCUUUAUUAUUUUUGAGAACUUAACCAUAUCAACUUCGGUUUUUCACAUAUUAUUUAGACACCGUGUAUCAACUUCGUUUAUUACGUAUUAUUUAGAUACCGCAUAUUGUCAAUAUGAUCUGUAUUUAGCAUAUUGAGAUUGUAAUAUUUUAUAUUUUGUCAACGUCAAUUGAAUGCAAGUUGUAUAAGGUGAUCUGUAUAACUGUCAAUUAUUAAUCCAUAGAAAUUAAUCUUGACAUUUGACAAAUUGUCUUGUCAUGUUCCAUCAACUUUUAAACAAAUAUGUAAACAAGUCUUAAAUAACUAGUAAGUUCAUUAUGAUUUCCUUCUACAAAUUUUAAAUACUUUCUAUUCAUCGCCGCCAUUGUUUGUGUACACUUGACAUAUAUGACGAUAUAUUACCAAUGACGUAUGAAGUACAUAUAUUAUACGUCAAAUGUCCGAAAAAAUAGCGGCGAUGAAUAGUCCUAUUGCCUAAACUAUUGACAUCAUAGCUACCAUGAUUGAUUGAAAUAUAAAUCGUAGUGUCAGUGAUCUGCUAAUUAAACCCGAUUUAUCCUAGCUUGUUCUUCCAGAUUCUGAAUGGACACAACGGAAAAAUGACUUGCUUAGAUAAUUGUUUUUAAAUUAUUUAGAUGUUAUACAUCAAAGUAGUGAAUGAGAAUUCAGUGUUCUAAUGACGUUGAAAUUUUUAGUAUGCAUUUGUAUUGUUCGUCGGCUAUAACUUUUCCCAUGCGUCACAAUUCAUUUUCAAACAAAUUAAGUCAAAACAUAAUAUGAAACGAACGUCGAUGUGUAUAUACAUUUUGUAUACUGUAUACUAUAUACUACACACAUCGGCGUACGUUUUACUUUAUGUUUUGACUUAAUUUGUCUGAAAAUGAAUCGUGACGCAUGGGAAAAGUUAUAGCGGACGAACAAUAUGUAUUGACUUGCAAUGUUUUUAGGAAGUGCUAGUGAAUAGGUCUAUUCAUCGCUUUUCUUUUUUUUUUUUUCGAACCCUUGACGCAUGACUUAUAAUAUAUUUUAUAUAUAUGUCAUUGGUUAAUGACGUAUGACGUAGAUAUAUGUCAUACGUCCAGGGUUAAAAAAAAGAAAGGCGAUGAAUAACCCUAUACAAAUUUUCCAGUUGCUAUUUAUUAAAUAAAGAAAUUUAUUAGCAAGCUUAAAAAAGUUAAUAUUUAUUCAUUGACAAUAUUUAGAAAUACCUACUACUGUACUGAAAUAACGUUUUUUGUAGUUGGAUAAGAAAAUAUUUUAAAAAUAUUUCAUGAAUAGAAUAAGUAAUAAAAUUCAACUGUAAAUAAUUAAAACCAUGAAUAGAAAUGUGAUUAUAUAAACAGUGUGUUCCAAAAAGGUGUAUAAAGAUUAACUACAGUUUAUAUUUAAUUUCUGUAGGUCAGAUAUGGGAAAUUAUGUAUAGCCUCGACUUACGGACGCCUCUGACUGCUAAAACGAUCGGAAACUCCGUAUUCAUUCAGUGGCGUAUCUACGAAGUGCUUGCUAAGUGUUAAUAAUGUUAUAGGCUAUUAAGACACUUGCGCACGUCAUUAUUUCAUUGUCAUAUAUUUCUGCUGCUAAAAGGGUCCCUUUAAAAUCUGCCUGAAGGAGCUUUAACACGUUUGACCUUUGCUGUACGUUAAUAUGUAUGAAUGGUCAAACCACUUAUCGUUUUUUGUAGUAAUUUCUAAAUUCAUUCAUUCAUAGAGCUUUUCAUCGAUUGUUAUUUGUUUCGAGCUUCUGUCAUAUGUGGUAUAAUAUGUGUAUAAUAUUAACAUACACAAACGUUUGUUAUUUUGUAUAAGUGAUUGAUGUGAUCGUUCAUGGGUAAUCUUUCAUUUUUCCGACUGUAUUUGAGCUUUAACUGAAACUGAUGCUAUAGGACUUUUCAUUCACAGUCAUUUGUUUCGAGCUUCUGUGAUAUGUCACAUAAUAUUAAUAUAUCUGAGACAUACGUUAUUGGUAUAUACAAUAAUACACACCAAAAACGUAUGACGUAGAUAUAUUAAUAUUAUGUGACACAUGACAGAAGCUCGAAACAAAUGACAAUCGAUGAAAAGCCCUAUACGCUGUGAGCUCAUACCUAGAGGGGAUAUUUAAAAAUUCGCGAGCGCCAGUAGUGACAAGUUUGUAAACGUUUACUGGAAAUUUGACAUAAAUGUCAAAGUGAUUAAUUUAAAAUUAAAAUUAAAAACAUUAAUUAUAAAAAAUAUUAGUUGGUCAAAGCUGUGGUAUAUAUUUUUACCUUAAAUAUACUUCCGUUUUAAAUACUGAAUUUAAGUUUUUUUAAUGUUCCGUAAUAUGUAAUUAUAAAUUAAUCUAUUAAUCUUAGCGCCAUCUACACGAUAAUUGUGAAAGUAUCCGAAGUACAAGUAAACAGGGAUAACAAAAACUCUCAAGGUCACUUUUACCGCAUAAACGAACGUCUGUUAUCGCUUCUCCUCACAGUUGCAGACAAAUUGGUUAUACAAUAAGAAAUUAAUAUUUCAUCAAUAGAACGUCAAAAUGAUUAGCAAAAUCUUAAAAAAAUCGAUUACAAUUUAAUUACUUUUUUGCGUUGUAAAUAUUAAGCGAUAACAAUUAAAUAAUAAAUUUAAAAAUUACCGGUGAAAGUUGCAUUACUAAUCCGCUAGGAGCGACACCAGCGAAGCUCAGAGCGUAUAGGGCUUUUCAUUCACAGUCAUUUGUUUCGAGCUGCUGUCAUAUGUUGUAUAAUCCGUGUAUAUUAAUAUUAUACACGGAUUAUACGACAUUUGACAGGAGCUCGAAAUAACUGACAAUCGAUGAAAAGCCUUAUUUACGGUAUGCGGCAAAAUAAACAGUACUGAAAUACGUAUGCGUCUAAUUUGUAUGUGUCAUGCACUGAGUGGUUUACGAACGUCGUUAUAACGUAAAAAUUUUUUAUCGUGGAGUACUAUUUUCGGUCAUACGGAAAAGGUCGCGAAAACAGUCCAAGCUUAAAAUCAACAAUGGUUUCAACAGGACGGGUAACCUGUCACACGGCCAGUGAGUCUUCAAACACUGCGCAAUCAUUUUGAGAGAUUGCCACUCACUAGACCUAACGCCACCUGAUGCGUACAUAUGGGGAAUGCUGAAGGAGGCAGACUGAUCCACCGUCUGACAUUUCGGAAUUGCGGACUUGAAUUAAAGAUUUUCUCGUGCCAGAGGGCAUCUUUAACAUCUGUUUUAUCGGGAACGUCGUCCUGAAUAAUGUUCGCAAGGCUAUAUCACAAAUGUAUAAUCAUAAACAUUUCGAUAUUCAUUUCAGUAGGUACUGUUUAAUAUGCUGCAUACUGUAUAUGAAGCAUUUUUAUGCUGGCUUCAGUAGUUUAGUAGGUUUCAGCUGGGAUCUCGUGGAUCGGUAACGCUCAUAGAUUGAUCCUUAUGGGAAGCAUCUAAACAUUCCGUAUAUAUGUAUUUGGCACCUAGGAGUUUUCUAUUGGUUCCUUGCGCCUUGCGGCACGCGGUCAUAUUUCAACCAAUACGCGCCGAGGUGCCAAACGCAUAUACGGAAUGUUAUUCGGUGCGAAAUUCAUAUACGGAAUGUUAAAUAUUCGUAGACGGAAAAAGAUAACUUUUUUUUAGUCAGUGAAAAGGAGAUUGAUUUUAAAAUACUUGUUAAUGUAUUAUUAAAUAAAAAUAAAACAAUUAUAGUAUUUGGAAUGUUAUUUGGUGCAAAAUUCAUAUGCAGAAUGUUAAAUAUUCGUAGACUAAAAAAGACGACUUUUAAAGAAAACUGACGGUUAAAGAAAACUGAUUUUAAAAUAUUUACUCAUUUAACUGAACUCAUUUACAAAAACAGUUCCAAUUUAUAGCCCAUCGUUAUUUCUCGAAAAUUCUGUCCAUCUCUAGUUAUCGUCCAGACGUUCUUUGCUCGUCUUUCCGUCCCGCUACAUCGCGUCAUAUCUAGAAACAUCGUCGUGGAAUGCCUGCGUGGAGAUGGGACCUGUUAUACGACGGUCGGUCAAAAGUAAUAUUUUGUUACAGUAUUAUUAAAUAAAAAUAUAACAAGUAUAGCAUAUGGAAUGUUAUUUGGUGCGAAAUUCAUAUACACGGAAUGUUAAAUGUUCGUAGAUAAAAAAGACGACUAUUUUCGUCUGGUAGCGCACAGCCCUAAACUUCAACAGAAAUAACAGAAUUGAAUAGCUGAAACAUAAAUCUAAACAUACUAUACAACACGUGCAAGUCAUUAAAAAUUCUGCGAAAGCGAAAUAGAAAUAAAGAAAUAAUAAAGUCUCUCAAAUCUAUACCAUAUACCUAUCUAUACCUAUACCAUAUUCCGCAUAUGAAUUUCGCACCAAAUAACAUUCCAAAUAAUAUAAUUGUUUUAUUUUUAUUUAAUAACACAUUAACAAGUAUUUUAAAAUCAAUCUCCUUUUAACUGACUAAUAAAAAGUUAUCUUUUUCCGUCUACGAAUAUUCAACAUUCCGUAUAUGAAUUUCGCACCGAAUAACAGUCCGUAUAUGCGUUUGGCACCUCGCCGCGUAUUGGUUGAAAUAUGACCGCCUGCUGCAAAGAACUAAUAGAAAACUCCUAGGUGCCAAAUACAUAUACGGAAUAUUUAGAUGCUUACGGGACAGUAUAAAGAGCGACAGUAAAACCUCUUCCAUGUCGGCACUUUGAUCUCAAGAAGUAAUACCGGCAGUACGAAAUUGGUAAUACACCAGUGGGGGAUGCGGGUUUUCCCUGUACGUUUCUAUGCGAAUAGCAAUGCGAGAGUGGGGCAAAAGCGACUGCGAACAUUGCGCGGUCGCCAUGCGCGACUAAAGAUUUUACUUCCAAAUUUUCGGAGAGUGGUUCUACUGUCCCUCUUUAUACUGUGCGACAGUAGGCGACGUUAGAAAAAUGGUGCAUACAUUUGUGACAUGCAAAUACCAACGUAUUUAGAAAAAAUCACAUUUUGCUAUACAUUGUUUUAUCGAUAACCAGCAUUUUAUAUUUUUAUAACUAUCUUUUUGGAAAACAGUGUAUUAUUAAUUUUACCAAUAUGAUUAAGUAAAAUACUGAUAAAAAACUUCUCGAAAUGAGUACAGCAAUAAUUAUCACACAUGAUAAACCCAUAUUUGUAUCGGAUGGUCCGAAUCUCCCUGUGUAAGAACUGCUCAAUAGGUACUCAUUUUUUGUAUAUAGUGUAAAGUUUUGUACUUAUUUUUUAUGUAUUUAAUAAUAAACUCGACAAUAAUUACAAUUGUAAUGUAUUUUUAAAACAUACUACAUUGUUGCUUAUUUAUAAUAUUGUUCCUGUAUCAUCCGUUGUAGUAGAUUUUGUAAUUUAUAAAUAUAAGCAAUAAAUUUUAUUUG